UAUGGAUUGCUUAUAUUGGGACAUUGGAGUGUCUCUAGCUCCACCUUCCUAUUUUGGGCUUGCACUGAUCAUGCUUCAACAUGUGACCUCUGUAUUUUUUACUUUGGAAUACCCUUAUGCAUGUUCCUACAAAUUUUUUUACAAAUUUUUUUCUCUAUUCAUACAUUUUGGGGUGAAUCAUGGAACACAUCAUAUGCUCUGGUUUUUGCUGAAAGGCAACUAUAGCUGUUCCUCUUCCUGCUAUGGCUCCACAAGACCAAUGUCAAGUCUGGCUCAUCUCAAGGUCAUGAGUCAUGACAGUGCUUGGCUUGUUGCUGGUUUUCCUUGAAUGCUGUUAUUGUGCAUUGCCUUAUGUGUUUUGGAUGCCAGGUUGCCUGGUUAAUAUUGCAGUCAUUGUAGAUGAAACCAUAUUUAGAAAAUGUGAUCUCUGAUUGAAACAGAGCUUGUGUUUUACAAGAUACGGUUUUGUUCAAAACAAUCCACAAGCUAAUUUGAAUUUUUGAGUUUUUAUAGUAGCUCUGAUUUUAUAUUAUUUAAAUUAUUUAUUGGUUCUAUUUUAUUAAGAUUAUUAAUUUAAUAAUAAAAUAAAAUUAUUAAUUUAAAAAAAUACUAAUUCAAAAAUGUUAAGGCUGAUGUGGGUUGAAGGACAAAGUAACCUAUUGAAAACAUACAUGCACAUUAUUUAUUUAUUAUUUUCUUAUAUUUAAAAAAUAUUAAAAUGAUAAAGAAAUCUUAUUUUUCUUAAUUUUCCAUUAUAUUAGAGUUAUUACUCUGCCUUUUUUUUUUUUUUUUUUUUUUUUGGUAAUAAAACUUUUUAUUUAUAAAAAAAAGCAAUUAUAAAAUUGUAGUUGGAAAGAAAAUUCAGGAAAAUGUGAUUAAAAUAAAUUUAAAAAUAAAAAGUAUAGAGAAGAGUUGGGGAGGUGAGAUUCCUGUCAUGGAGUUGCAAUGAAAUAGGAAAAAAUAUCUACCCAUGAAAGGGAUAAUGAAUCAUAGAGAAUAAAUUUUAAUCACCAAAAUCAAUAUUUUGGUUUUAAUUUUUCACUUCCUAUUUGAUUUCUAAUUAUAAUAUCAAUUAUUUUAUUUUUAUUACAGGUAUAAAAAAAAAGAUGAAAUAUUUAAUAAGAAAUUUUGGAUUAUAGAGUAUAAAUAAAUUUUUGACUUGAAAUAAUUCAUGUAAUAAUAAUAAUAAGAAUAAUAAUAAUAAUAAUAUAUAUAUUUUUUCCCUCAAUUGACAAAUAUUCAAAUAUGCAGAGUAAAUAAAUUUGGAAGCAACAACAAACACGCAACAUUGAAAAUGCGAAACGCCCACUGAGACGUUCCAUAGCCAUGUCUCGAGCAAUCCAUCUCGCCGCAGGUUAUGGACCAUCGGAUGGCAGAUGUCUCCCUUGCUCAGGGGUUUCUAGAAGAGCUGUUGCUUUAUCCCCUUGCACUUCUCGGUGUGACUACAAAACCCUUUCACAGGUUAAGAUUGUACCACUAAAAUGCAUAUCCAGGGGAGCAUCUUUUAUGUGCAAUGCAAGUUCUAGUGGCAAUAGGAGAAACCCAGACUUCUCAAGGCAAAGCAGACAUGGAUUCUCCCGAGGCAGGAACAGGCAUAAUGAAGAGAAUAACAACUCUGAAAACCUUGAAGAAUCUGAAUUCUUAUCAUCAAAAAAUGGGCCAUUACUUUCUCUUUCAGGUAGCCCAAAGUUCCAAGCAACAGCAACCCCAGGACCAAGAGAAAAGGAGAUUGUGGAACUAUUCAGGAAGGUGCAAGCUCAGCUUCGGGAUAGAGCAGCAAUGAAAGAAGAAAGGAAGAGUGAAGCAUCACAAAGACAAGCUAAAGAGAGUGAAAAUGUGGAUUCCCUUCUUAAACUCUUGAGAAAGCACUCAGUUGAACAAGGUAAGAGAAGAAGUAGUAGCAGAGACUUCAAUUUGAGCCAGCCUGAUCAGAAUGGCCCAUUUGAUGAAGAGAAAAGCACAAGUUUCUUUGAUCUAAGUAGCAGUAUGAGGGAUGAGGCCCGAGAACCUAAUGCCUCUUUUACCAGGCCAGCAUCAAAUUUCCAGCGUAAAUCUCCAGUUCCACGAGUAAAAUACUAUCCUGGGAGGGACACAGUAAAUUCUGUCUCCUAUCCAAAUAUGGGUGGGAAGAAAAAGAAGAGCCUAGUUGAGACUUAUUCUCAGCCAGAACCUGAGCCAGAGCCAGAGCCAGAGCCUGAACCUGAACCUGAACCAGAGCUUGAGCCUGAGACCACAUUCCCAGAUGGGGAUGUCUUUGAUGAGUUGUCAGAUGCUGAGUCUUCAGAUACUGAGGUUUACGAUGAUGAAGAUGCAGAAGAACAGGAAUCUGCUCAACAUAGGGAUUUGAGUGCAUUAAAACUACCAGAAUUGAGGGCCCUUGCAAAGUCCCGAGGCAUGAAAGGGUUCUCAAAGCUGAAGAAAGGCGAGCUCAUGGAGCUGUUAAUUGGGCGCUCAAUCUGAUCCAUGAAGCAUGAAAGAUGAAAAACACAGAGCCACUUUUGUGUGUUGAGAUAGUUUUGGGAUGUGCCUUUUUGUUUUUAGUAUAUCAACCAUUUCUAUUCCCGGUCUGUAAGAUUCAAUCCCUUGCAUGUUAUUCAAGGACUUGGAUCGUUUUGGAUUUUCAGAGAUAGUAGUGAAUCAAACUAGCCUUUUAACUUCUUAGCUCCUUUAUGAAUGCAUGGGAUUCCUUGAUGAGGUUUUGACAUA
This is a messenger RNA of Vitis vinifera (wine grape), 2706 nucleotides long. RefSeq names its product rho-N domain-containing protein 1, chloroplastic. The coding region runs from base 1327 to 2460 and encodes 377 amino acids. Gene Ontology annotation, biological process: DNA-templated transcription termination. The transcript is spliced from 2 exons. NCBI's taxonomy places the organism in Eukaryota, Viridiplantae, Streptophyta, Magnoliopsida, Vitales, Vitaceae. The record is from RefSeq and is a predicted model, not a curated record.